GCAGUGGGCGGCGGGGGAUGGGCAGGCGGCGGCGGGCCAGCCUGCUGAGCGGUGACUCCUGCCGGUGCGAGCCCUGAGCUGGACUCCAGUCCUUCGCCGGAGAUCCUGCGUCCGCCGCGGCCCAGGACUGUCCGCUACCGGCACCAUAUGUGUCUGCAUGCUGUCAUGCUCCCCAUCAUGAUAAUAGACAGAAUCUCUGAAACUGUAAGCAACUCAGUAAGCACCACAUCCUCUAUGGCCUCCAGGAUCCUGCCCUGUUGAGUUCUUGCAGUGACUUUCUUCGGUGAUGAACAGCAAUGCUGAAGUAUUAAAUGGAAACCACCCUUGGGAGCUAGAUGCCUGUGUAGCUGUUAUACCACAUCAGUGUUUUGCAAUGAGUGGGGGAGGAGAGCAGCCAGACAUCCUCAGUGUUGGAAUCUUGGUCAAAGAACGAUGGAAAGUGUUAAGAAAGAUUGGGGGUGGGGGCUUUGGAGAAAUUUACGAUGCCUUGGACAUGCUCACCAGGGAAAAUGUGGCAUUGAAAGUGGAGUCAGCUCAGCAGCCAAAGCAAGUUCUGAAGAUGGAGGUUGCUGUGUUAAAGAAACUGCAAGGGAAAGACCAUGUUUGUAGAUUUAUUGGCUGUGGGAGAAAUGAUCGUUUCAACUAUGUGGUCAUGCAAUUGCAGGGUCGGAAUCUGGCAGAUCUUCGACGUAGCCAGUCCCGGGGCACAUUCACCAUUAGCACUACUCUUCGGCUUGGGAAACAGAUUCUGGAGUCUAUUGAAAGCAUCCAUUCUGUGGGAUUCCUUCACAGAGACAUCAAACCGUCAAACUUUGCAAUGGGACGCUUUCCCAGUACAUGUAGGAAAUGUUUCAUGCUUGAUUUUGGCUUGGCCCGACAAUUUACCAAUUCCUGUGGUGACGUCAGACCACCUCGAGCUGUGGCAGGCUUUCGAGGGACAGUUCGUUACGCAUCAAUCAAUGCUCAUCGGAACAGGGAAAUGGGAAGACACGAUGACCUUUGGUCUCUAUUCUACAUGUUGGUAGAGUUUGUGGUUGGCCAGCUGCCUUGGAGAAAAAUAAAGGACAAGGAGCAAGUAGGCUCCAUUAAGGAGAGGUAUGACCAUCGGCUCAUGCUGAAGCACCUCCCUCCCGAAUUCAGCACCUUUCUUGACCAUAUUUCCUCUUUGGAUUAUUUUACAAAACCAGACUACCAGCUUCUUACUUCCGUGUUUGACAAUAGCAUCAAGACCUUUGGAGUGAUUGAGAGCGACCCCUUUGACUGGGAGAAGAGUGGAACUGACGGCUCCCUAACCACCACCACCACCUCUGCCACCCCUCAGCUGCACACCCGCCUGACCCCUGCUGCCAUUGGAAUUGCAAAUGCCACCCCCAUCCCCGGAGACUUGCUCCGAGAAAAUACAGAUGAGGUGUUUCCAGAUGAACAACUUAGUGAUGGGGAGAACGGUGUCCCUGCUGCUGGGUCCCCAGAUAAACUGCCUGGGUCUCUUGGGCAUACUCGCCCUCAGGAAAAGGAUGUUUGGGAAGAGAUGGAUAUCAACAAGAACAAGAUAAAGCUUGGAAUUUGUAAGGCUGCUACUGAAGAAGAAAAUAGCCAUGGUCAAGUAAAUGGUAUUCUCAAUGCUCCAAGCCUUGGCUCGCCAAUUCGUGUCCGAUCAGAGAUUACGCAGCCGGAUAGGGAUGUUCCAUUAGUAAGAAAGCUACGUUCCAUUCACAGCUUUGAGCUAGAAAAGCGUCUGACACUGGAGCCAAAGCCAGAUACUGACAAGUUUCUUGAGACCUGCAUGGAGAAAAUGCAGAAAGAAUCCGGUGCAGGAAAGGAAUCUGUUCUCCCUGCUCUGCCUCAUAAGCCUUGCGUUCCUGUUGUGUCCCGCACUGACCAUGUCUGGCACUAUGAUGAAGAAUACCUUCCUGAUGCCUCCAAACCUGCCUCUGCCAACACACCAGAGCAAGGAGAUGGUGGUGGCAGCAAUGGAUUUAUAGCUGUUAAUUUAAGCUCUUGCAAGCAGGAGGUUGAUUCCAGAGAAUGGGUGAUUGUGGACAAGGAGCAAGACCUUCAGGACUUUAGGACAAAUGAGGUGUUAGGCCAUAAAACAACUGGAAGCCCUUCAGACGAGGAGCCUGAAGUGCUUCAGGUCCUUGAAGGGUCGCCUCAAGAUGAAAAGAUCCAAGUAGGUCCUUGGACUGACAACCAUCACUUAAAGGAAAGCUCAGGUGUGGUCUUAGCACUUUCUGCAGAAUGUCCUGCCACUGCUGCUUCAGAACAGUACACAGAUAGGCUAGACCUCCAGGCUGGAGCUGCUAGUCAGUUCGUCACAGUUACUCCCACAAGUCCAAUGGAGGCACAAGCAGAAGGCCCCCUGACUGCGAUUACAAUUCCUAGACCUUCUGUGGCAUCAACACAGUCAACUUCAGGAAGCUUUCACUGUGGUCUACAACCAGAGAAGAAAGAUCUUCAGCCCUUGGAACCCACUGUGGAACUUUAUUCUCCAAGGGAAAACUUCUCAUGCUUGGUUGUAACAGAGGGCGAACUUCCUAGUGGAGGAAGCAGAAUGGAUUUGGGACUUCAGAUAGAUCAUAUUGGCCAUGACUUGUUACCCAAUGUGAGAGACGGUGAUACAACUCAGGACUUGGGACCAAAAGACCUUCCUGACCAUAAUAGACUAGUUGUAAAAGAAUUUGAAAAUCUCCCUGGAGAAACAGAGGAAAAAAGCAUUCUUCUGGGCUCAGAUAAUGAAGAUGAGAAGUUAAUUAAAGGACAGCAUUGUGGUGAAAUCUCUCUCCCAGGAGAUUUUGUGACUGCAGAAAGGGAUCAGUCAGCUACCACAGAACCUCUUGAUGUAUCAAAGACACAGAAUUUUAGUGUGGUGCCAAAUCAGGACAAAAACCAUGAGAUAAUGAAGCUUUUAGCAGUUGGAACUUCAGAAAUUUCUCAACAAGUCAUUGACCCACAUGCUGAAGGGCAGAUGGGCCAGGUGGCAGCAAUGCAAAACAAUAAACUAUUUAAGGGUGCUGACAUUAGGAGUGAAGACGUGCCCGGACAUCAGGGAGACCUCUCUACUUUUUUACACCAAGAGGGAAAGAGAGAUACAGUUGUCCCUAGAAACGGAGAGCUAUAUCAUUGUGUCUCAGAAAGUCAUGGUCCUCCCACACGGAAGGACAUGCUUCGGUCAUCCUUUGUAACCAGGCACAGCCGGAUUCCUGUUUUAGCACAAGAAAUAGACUCAGCUUUUGAAUCAUCCUCUGCAGUCUCUGCAAAAGAAAAGCUUCUACAGAAGAAAGCCUACCAGCCAGAACUUGUCAAACUUCUGGUGGAAAAAAGGCAGUUCAAGUCUUUCUUGGGGGACCUCUCCAGUGCCUCUGAGAAGCUGAUAGAGGAGAAAUUAGCUGCUGCUCCUGUUCCCUUUUCUGAGGAGGAAGUCUUCACUCCCUUUUCCCGUCUGGCAGUUGAUUCCCACAUGAGUAGAUCAGCUGAAGAUGGCUUUCUGUCACCCGUCAUCUCCCAGUCUAGAAAGAGCAAGAUUCCAAGGCCAGUUUCCUGGGUCAGCACGGAUCAAGUUAACAGUUCAGCUUCACCUCAGUUCUUGCCCCGGCCGCCACCAGGAAAGCCACCAAUCAGGCCUGGAGUAGAAGCCAGGCUACGCAGAUACAAAGUUCUAGGGAGUAGUAACUCUGACUCAGACCUUUUCUCUCGCCUGGCCCAAAUUCUUCAAAAUGGAUCUCAGAAACCCAGGAGUACUCCUCAAUCCAAGAGCCCAGGAUCUCCUCACAAUCCAAAAACACCACCCAAGAGUCCAGUAGUACCUCGCAGGAGUCCCAGUGCCUCUCCUCGAAGCUCAUCCUUGCCUCGAACAUCUAGUUCCUCACCAUCUAGGGCUGGACGACCCCACCAUGACCAGAGGAGUUCGUCCCCACAUCUGGGGAGAAGCAAGUCACCCCCCAGCCACUCAGGAUCAUCGUCCUCCAGGAGGUCCUGUCAACAAGAGCAUUGCAAACCCAGCAAGAAUGGCCCCAAAGGAUCUGGCAGCCUCCACCACCACUCAGCCAGCUCUAAAACUCCCCCAGGGAAGAGUAAGCCAGCCAGUAAACUCAGCAGAUAAGGAAGGAAGUGGGCUGCAUCUCUGGGAAAGGUGUGAGAUCUUCCUCCUAGACCUGAUGCAUGUGUGUCCCUGUACUGUCUGUUUCAAACAAUCAGUGUUGAUCUUCUCUUACAAAAGAAAGUAACAUGAUCAGUUAUUUGAUAAGAAGACAUAAGUACAUACUAAGGAAUUACCUAGGGCAGGUAGGAAGCAGAUCAGGAGUCAAAUGCUUCAGUCCAGCAAAAUCCAAGGGGAAGAAACUUGUUACAUGAGCUCUUGUUACAGCCGCUCUCAAAACAUAAAAUUGAGGAUAGGAAAUAGAAUGGGAUUUUAAGCAAAAGUGUUUGAUAUUUUUCUUUACAACUUCCUAACCUUGGAGAGUCAUUGUGCUGACAUCCAAAUAUAUAAGAAGCCUGUUGCCAGGAAACUAAUAUUUGGGUAUAUUUGGUUUGUGUGCUUAUUUAGUGAAUCCACACCUUUUUUUCCAUUCAUUCCUAGUAUCUUUUCCAGGUUUUACAUUUUUUAAAAUUAAUGUUCCUUUCCUCUUAUUUUAACAGUUCACCCUAAUAAAGGUUUCAGCAGCACACACUAACACUUUAAAAUCCAUUUGCCCUUAUUCAGUCAAACCUUGCUAUUUUCCUUUGAGCCACAGUUUUUAACUCAUAUUUUUAUCUCAAAAAAAAAAAAAAAGCAAUGUCCAGCUAUAGCUGUUUUGGGCAGAUUUGUUUGGAGAGGGACAGAGAGUGGGACAGUGUCUUUAAAGGUAGGAGCAUCCCCUCGUACCUAACUACUUCUCCUCCUGUAGAAGGAGGCUGACCUGAGGAGACAGCUCCCUUUAUGUCCUCCCUGCGCUCUCUCUAGUGUCAGCCUUCCAGAUGGCACUAGGAAAGCACAACACUUUGGAAUGUGGCUUAUACUUUUAGAGAUUUAGAAAGAAAUUAAGUACGUUAUUGAGGCUUAUAAUCUUCAUAUUUUACAUUUUAUACAUUUAGUUAUAUAAACUUAGCCAAUAAGGAAUGACUAUCUGGGGAAAUAACUUUAGGUUAGUUUUAUUUCAAUGUUUUUAUAAAUUGGUUCUUGUAUUCUAUGCUUAGGCUUCAUAGCCUGAUCUCCACAUAAUCUCAAUUUAAAGUUGUAAGGAUGAUUGUAUUUGUUCUAUUCUCAUUCUCUUUCUAGCAAAAUCAGGCAAAUUAAAGAGUACCAGACUUUUUAAGUGGGCUAUUUGAUGCCCUAUGAGUGUUUAGUAUGAUAAAAACCUUAUUGAGGUAAGGGAAAUUGAUCUGCCUGCUGUUGAAAUUUGCCUUCUAACAAACAUAUACUUUCUCUUUGACCUUGUGUUGCUGCCAAACCUAAAACAAUUGAAUCUGAGGUAAGGGUGGGUGGAGACGAAGUGUAUUCUUCACUAAGUGAGCAUGUUCAUUGCUGCAUCCCAGCUGUCCGAUGCGGCACUUACUUUCUGUAUUGAGCAUUUUCAAAAUUGGGACACUACACUGAGACAUAAGGUCUCCCUUGAGAAGUGUGGCAUAGUGUGUAAUCUAGUUUCUUUCCAGGCUCAAGCAUUUCAGAGCAGUGCAGCAAAUAAGGCACAUUUACUGUUUAUCUGUUACAACUGGAGACUGACCCUUGUGUAUUAUAUUGUAGAACAGUUGCUGCAAUACUACUUGCAUGUCUUUCAUGGUAAAUUAUAUAAAUAUUUAUAAAUAUAGAGACAUAUGCUUAUAUAAAUCCAUUCUUUCUCAUUCUGCAUUUGUAAUUUCAAAAUCCUAGAUGAUGAAAUUCCUUUCCUACUGUGUGCCUCGUGUACACUUUGGCAUUGCCUGUCUUCGUUGUCUGAAAAUAUGUUCUGGGUAUGUGACACCUAAGAUUCCUCUUGCCUUCCAGGUGCAUAGUGCAACAGUUGGCAGUCCUUAACAAGCCAAGGUAUAAGAUACUUAAUUUUCAUUUAGAAAGUAUUUUAAUAGGUGAAAUUUUAAACAGGUUAUGCUUGUAAUACAGGCUCAAAGAUUACUCCUGUUAGCCACAUAAUUCUGUCCAUAUGGUUAGAGUGGAUCGAUGGGCAUUAUAAUUAUGGAUCUGGCAUCAGUUGAUUUUUAAAACAUUUCCUGAAAGUUGCCUCUUUCAUGUCACUCUUUUGAAUGGGAGUGGGGAUGGGAUGUAGGAGAACUAAGAAAUUAUUUCUCUUUUGUUACAUUAGCUAACGGAUGCUAAAAGUAGUCAGCUUUAAUAUUGACCUCUCUAGUCAGAAAUGUGUUAACAGUUACCACUGGGAAAGCUAAUACAGCCCAGACUUUUUUUCUGAAUUUUUCUGCUGAUAGUCAGAACCCAGGGUGAUGGCAGCAUGACAGAGGAUGUUUUCUGUUCUGGUUUGUUUUCUCCAACCUUCUAAUGUGUUGCUUCCUUUUUUACAUGUCAUUAACAAACUAUUCAAAAUACUGACAAGUGGCCCCAUUGUGUGAGAAUAUUUUAUUUUGCAUGUAGGGAAAAGAGCCAACCAAAGAUGUUUUUGCUCCGAAGAAAAGGAAAUGAACUAAUUAUAUUUUAUGUAUCAGUAGGUUCAUUUAUUAAGUGCUGUCUUGAUAUAGUGAUUAAAAAACUGAGCCACGUGGUGGAGGCGCAUGCCUUUAAUCCCAGCAAUUGGGAGGCAGAGGCAGGCAGAUCUCUUGAGUUUGAGGCCAACCUGGUCUAUAGAGUAGGUUCCAGGACAGCCAGAGCUACACAGAGAAACCCUGUUUCCACCCCCGCAACAUAUACACACAAAAGAGAUUAAUGAGCAUAGUUUGUGCUUUUUGAUGUUACAGUUCUUUCAGGUUAGAAAUAGAACUUGGCAACCUUCAGCCACACUUUUGGAUCAGGAGUAUAAUCCAGAGAAUCAAGCUUUGGUUUUGGUUUGGCUUUGUCAGUUCAUUAUUUUGAGAAAUUUCAGCCACAGAUUAUCCAUUUAACUAUUUUACUUAAGGUGAGAAAUAUGAGCAAAGCUACAAUGAAAGCAGUGUGAGACUGAAGUUAAAUUAUCUUCUGGAAAACAAGUACCUCCUGGCUUCCAUCUGCACAGAUCAUUCACUCACACCUGCCCUUGUCGUGGUCCCUGGGAUUAUUUCAGUGGAGGAAAAAAAAUGGACUUAGUUCCUAAAAAUAGCUUAGUUCCUAAUGUUGCCCCCAAAUUUUACUACUGACUUUCAGGCUUUGUGAAUUGCGUGAAGUAUUAAAAUCAUACCUAGUAAUUUUGCGUAGCCUAAAUGCAUUUGACUUCAAUGGAUAUUGAGCAGAGGAGGAAAUUGGAUCAUGUCCAGUUCAACAUUAAGAUACAGGUUUUAAGUCACCUUCCAGUGAAGCUGUCUGCAGCCAAGCACUUAUCUCCAGCCCUGGUACACAGCUGGCCUUGCAGAUAAGAGCACAGUUAACCUUUUAGGUUUUUAGUUGCAUGAUUUGCAGUGAAUGUUUUUGGUAAAAGUUGCCUUACAAGUUAAUCAAGGCCUAAAAAACAAACAAGUAGCAAAAUGGUCAAGGGCCCAUUAUCAUCAUUACCCACUUUGCAUUAUUUGCUCUUGCAUACGAAACCACUGUAUGCUGACGUGGUGUUCUACAUGUGCAGUAUGUCUGUCUCUUUCACUCCUGGCCAUUGUGGGAACUGAGAGCUUCAGCUGGCACCGGAGAUUUCUUCCCAGCCACAGACUCCUAGGCUACUGUUUCUAUGAUUGCAUCAGUUGUACAAAGUAUACAUUGCUGCAUGUUUUAUAAACCUAGACCAGAUAGCUAACUAAGUCACAAUGAGAUUUUCUACACCCAAUAACCUUGAUGACAAACAGGUGCCUUUCUUCAAGGGCAGAAAAUUUUACAUUUCUACUCUUAACAUUAGGAAUUGGUGACAGGCUCCACAAUUUAGUGGCUUAAGGAAAAAUGCAUCUUGAAAAUGCUAUCUUAAAAUAUAUUUGUAGAUAAUCUAGAUUUAGCUUUGGAGAUCAAAGUUUUUCAUGUUUUAAAAACUUGUUAGCUAGGCAUGGUGGCUUGUUUUUCUAACCCAGUUCUUGAGGGGCUGAGGUGGGAAGAUAGGACUCUAAAGCCAACCUCAACUUUCAUAGGGAUUUCAAGUUCAUCUGGGCUAAAGUGUGAGAACCUGUCUCAAAAACAAAACAAAAAUACAUUCUUUUUAAUUUUUUUAAGUUUUCAUAUAUGUAUGUAUAUAUUGUGCAUUGCACAUACUCCAGUUAUUCUUUUAUAUCUCACAUCUUAAAUAUUCUGUCAUGUUCAUGUAAGGAUUAAGUUGUUUACAUUCCCUUUUUAAUAUGAGCCUAUUUCUUGUUUUGUGUUGGGCUAUUGUUUCUGGGGAGAGGUCAUUUAGCACUUCUUCCACUGAGGUAAUAGGUGAGUCAAACUGCACUGUUUAACUUUCUUGAAUUUGUUUUUUUUUUAAUUUUUUUUAAUUUGGUUUUAUAGACAAUAUAUUUGCAGGAUAGGUACUUAGAAUUUAACCCAAAUGUGUUAUAGGAUUACAGCAUGUAAUCAAUGCUACUGCUGUAGUGCGUACAUGCCGACAUACACCCAAGUUCAAAAGUCACAGUGGCGCAUAUUUAGACCUUUACUUACUAUGGAAGGAAACGUAUGCAGUUCCACAGCUUGGACAGUGUGGGGAUUGUGGUGCCUGGUAUGUACCAAGUGCUUAUCGGUACACCCCACUUCCCGUCCUCAGCAAAACCUUACAAAGCUCUAGUGUGUCCUCUGAGAAUGUCGAAGUAAAGUGGAAACUCCUCGUUGUUGGGGAUUUGCCAUACUUUGGCCAUUUCUCCAGAAAUUUAACAAUUUUGCAGCCUUUAGAAUCUUGUUACCCAACAUUGCUUGCCAGAACUGCAGGAAAAGGACCCCUAAAGUUCCUAGGGAACUCCUAAGUGUGGGACAGGAACCCCUAUUCACUUUGAGGGGAAUCUGGGUAAAAUAUGUAGGCUUUCAGUUAAGGUCUUCCUCUUGGGAGAGGAUUUGUAUCAGAAAAUGAGAGACAAGAUCGUCUCAUGGUUUCACACAAUCUCAAGAUGCUAAAUGGCAAAGAUUUACUGAGUAUGACUUCAGGAUUUGCUCUCCCACAUAACAACUAAUAGCCAGGCUGCUCAAGGCAUGUUUGAGGUAAUAGGAUUAUCUUUCUAUACUACACUCAAACCGUGGUUUUAAGAAACCCUGUAACAAAAGUAAAGUGGCAUUCCUUCCAUUGCCCUUACAAUGUAACAAGCUUCUGUCCUCUCUAAGUUGAGGGUGAUAGUAUCCACACUGUAGACUAGUGAUGCUGACCUCUCUGGUACCUUCAGCCAGAGUUUCUAGACCAACAUCAGGAUGAAUGGCAGAUCUUUGAGACUAUAGAAUUACAGAAUUUGCUGAUAACAUAGUUUUGCACUAACAGUGGAUAGGUUUAUUUCUCUAUAAUUUAAAAUUGUUUUGUAUUGUACACAUGAUUGUUCAACUAAAGACAUUAGUAAACCUAGGUCUUAUGUAGACUAUCCUUGCACAUGAUGCUUUUUAAAACUCUCAUAAAACAUGAUUUAAGUAAGUCCUCAAAAAUUCACUUGUAUCACGAGCAAACGUAAGAUUAUGCCAGGUGUUUCUGCUCAUCUACAGCAGUAAACAAGGCUACAGAGUUUGGCUAUGAUCUAUUUUAGGGAGUUUGAUGAAAAGAAAGCUUUGAGACUUUAUUCAAAACAGUUCUUUUUGUUUUGGUUUGGUUUUUUAAGACAAGGUUUCUCUGUUUUGCCUUGGGUGUCCUGAAACUAGCUUUGUAGAGCAGGCUGGCAUUGAACGCAGAGAUCUGCCUGCCUCUGCCUGUCGGAAUGCUGGGAUUAAAGGUGUACAUUACCACCACGCCUGGCUAAAAUAGUUUCAUUGAACUCUUCAUCAAUUAGCAUAAUUAGUUCUCUAAGUUAAAGACUUCAGAAAUUAAAAUACAGGAAAAUAAAGGAAACAUAUCUUUUAAGACAAAGGAAAUGUAGCACUGGGCCACUCAGGACGUUGAAAUUGGAUUACCUACACUUGGUGGUCUGUGUCUAUCAUCCCAGCAGAGCAAAAACCUUAGAUGAGAUUGAAUUAGAUGGGUCGAGUACAAAGAACAGAUCUGAUGAUCCUUGCUUGCGCCACCUUGCUCUUCUUUGAUUUACAGUUCUCAUUUCCCUUUGACACCUUUCUUAAAAUAGCACCUACUUCAUCAGACAAUUUAUUCACAAAUUCAAGCAAAGGAGGCAUGUCUGAUUUUGUGUUAGAUAUAAAUGUUAAGUUUAUAAGCUAUUAUGGCAAAUGUCAUCAGAUUUAGUCACAACCGGAAUUCUCUUAUUGGAUAAAAUAAAUGAGUUAAAUUACUUUAAUCUGUUUUACUAUCCUCUUAAAGAGAUGAGAAAUUGCUCUUUGAAGUUCUUUUAAAUGUAUUGUGCUGUAUUCCUUUCCCCUCCACACGUCUUCCCUUUAUGUGUUUUUGCUCAGGCAACCAAGGGCAUAGAGCAUUGAAAGAAAAACAUGGAGUGCUUUUGUAUAGGCCAUCUGUACAUAAAAGUGUAAUUAUUUAUUUAAUUUUCCCAUUUGUACCAUAUUAAAGCUUUGUACAGUGUUUUAAGUUCUGUUUUAAAAUUAUUUUGUAUUUUAUUUUUAUAAUCUAGUAAUAAAACAUUCAGUACGCAUGCAAA
Messenger RNA from Myodes glareolus (Bank vole), 10731 nucleotides. NCBI's taxonomy places the organism in Eukaryota, Metazoa, Chordata, Mammalia, Rodentia, Cricetidae. The record is from RefSeq and is a predicted model, not a curated record.